AUGGCAGCAACAUUCCGGUGGCUUCUACUUGUGUUAUUGGUGCAUAGCCAACGCCUUGUGAAUGCACAGUUAGGAACACCAGAGAAUCUCUCUAUUCAGACAAAGGAUGCAAACUACAUCCCCAUUGAUCAGAUAGAUUUAACUGGAAAGCUUGGACUAGUAUUCCAAGUGCAGGCCUGUGAAUCAGCUUAUGUCGCAUUGUCAGCCAUUUUUGGAAAUACCAACUCUCGAAUGUACGAGAUCGUGAUAUCAGAAUGGUCAAACACAAAAUCCGUGAUACGAGAUUGUAGAGGAAGAUGGUGUAAUAGAGCUGAAUCACCGACUGAAGGUCUUUUGAAGUGUAAUGCGUCUGUGUCGCUGUGGGUCGGAUGGACAAAUGGACACAUUACUCUUGGAAAAGGUCGGGAUUUAGGAAUAAAACCUCUGUUAGAGUGGGAGGAUAGCAGUCCUGAAUACAUCACUUCGUUAGCUGUUAGUACUGCGAAUGGUGUCGAUGGAACCUGGACAUUUACACCCGAUGACAACUGCAGUUUACCAUUGGGCAGGAGUAUAAUAAAUAAUGGACAGAUAACGUAUUCAUCCCCCUCAACUGGGUUUCCAAGAUUUAACCAUAACAGUGGAUGGCAACAUUAUGGUUCAAGUACACCGUGGCUACAAGUUGAUCUGCUACAGCCACAUAAAAUAACAAAGAUGGCGCUACAGGGAUAUGCUCCGGGAAAUUCCUAUUGGGUGAAAACAUUCCAAAUACUUUAUAGCGUUGAUGGAACCGAUUGGCUGUACUACAAUAACAGGCAAGCUGUACAGGGGAACAUCAAUGGUCACGAUGUUGCAAUUAUUGAGAUUGCAGAGAAUGUGGAAGCAAGAUAUUUUCGCAUCCUUCCCAUAACGUGGAAUAGUCGCCCCGGUAUACGAAUGGAGCUCUAUGGGUGUCGAAAGGCAGUGUCGGAAAAGGAAUACACACACAUCGAAAGUGAUAUUUUGGGUGAGGAGGUCCUAUUCUUACACCUCAGUCCGUACAUUGUAUCAAGACUAGUUACCAUUAGACCAAGUGGGACUCUUACGAUUCAACCAGGCGUCAAAAUUAUCUUCACAUCAGCUGAAGCUGGAAUUGACGUUCAUGGUAAUCUCUUAGCUCAAGGGAUCGAUAAUCUUCCUGUUGAAUUCACAGCGGAUGAUGCCGUCUCUGAAAUUUCCUCGCAUUGGUCAGGACUAAAAAUUGUAUCCGGUCAUUCAUCAUUGAAACACGUAUAUGUAGAAGGGGCAAAUGUGGGUAUUCAAGCAACAGGCUACUCCGUAACUCUAGAUCACGUGACCAUCACAAAAUGCGCAGCUGGGAUCAAGUACACCGACGGAGGAUCAUCCGCAAACUUGACAAUGAUAUCUGAUUCAUACAUAGGAAAUAAUGGCGAGCAUGGUAUUGAAUUUAAAGGGAGCCCUGUCCACCCUUUUCUAUCAAUCACUCGGACUAUUAUAACGGGCAGCCGAAGCUCCGGCAUAUAUUGCAGAGACACCCAUGCAAAUAUCUCCAUCGAGGACUCGGAGUUGUCGCACAAUGCUAAAAGUGGUUUAGAAACGUUUCAAACUGUAGGUUAUAUCAAUAUACACAGGUCAGAAAUCCUGCGAAAUAGGAAUAAUGGGCUCUAUAUUUACAGAAUAAGUGGGAAUACCACUAUUGAAUCCACACAAAUGAAAGAUAACUACUAUUACACAAUAUAUUAUUACGCAGAUGAUAAUUACAGAGGUGGGCCUUUUUUACUGAUAAAUAAUUCUAUUGCGGGAGAAGUAAAUAGUCGCCAAUACCAUGCCUUAUAUUUCGAUCCAUACUACUUUGAUGGAGAAGAAAUACUCAUCGAAAGAAACACGUUCAAGGACAUAUCAACCUCUUAUCCCGCGUUGCAAAUAGGGAAUAGGCCUAACUACAAACAGUCUGAAUUGAAUAUAAGAAUAACAAAUAAUGUCUUCAACAACUGCUUCAAAUCAAUGUUGGUCAGGGUCUUCCACAAUACAAACCUAUUUAUAGAAGACAAUAUAAUGGAAAAUAACAGAGCUGAUAGUCGAUACAUCGAUGUCCAGUUAUUUAGUUCGACUAAUGGUAGAGUACAUAUUGUCAGAAACAAAUUUACAAACAUUUCUGCAUCCACUUGGCUAUGGAUAAACACGGAUGAUUUCAUAAUGGCAAACAAUUCCUUCGAACGAUUCAAAAGCGUUGAUCAAUGUGCAUUAUAUGUUUCUGUAUCUAAAACAGACUCAAUAAUUAAUGCCCCAUAUUCCUAUUGGGGCUCGUCUGAUCCAGGUGAUGUGAAACAUAGAGCAUGUGGGAACAAUAGGGAUAUGAAUCUUGCACAUGUCACCGUGUCACCUUUUUACACUGACCGCAAUCUUACUGAAUUAAAUGAAGAUAAAAAAGUAGAUUUCUACUUUACUGAUGCAACGGGUGGUAUUGGUGGCGUGCUAUUGAGCAACGAAACAAUUCCAUAUGUCUUUAAUCAUACCUAUCACGUUCGGCGCAACAUCUUUAUAUUUCCAAAUGCUACUCUCACUAUAGAUUCUGGGGUUAAACUUGCCUUUGACCAAGGCAUCGGAAUUUACAUAAUUGGUGAACUUGUCAUCAGAGAGGGUGACAAUCAUGGUAUUACAUCGAUGAGAAGAAAGAAUCCGACUGGAAAAUGGGGAGGAAUUCGCAUAGGAUCACCGUCAUCUGUGGGUCUCUUUCUCAAUAAUGUUCAGCUAGACGGUUCCACGUAUGGUAUUCACGGCCCAGGCAGGAACAUUACUCUUAAAAGUGUAACGAUCACAAACACGGACUAUGCCAUAUAUGUAUCGGAUACCAUAACCGAAUACCUCAAUAUUGAUAUUACUAACAGUACGAUAGACACAUCUACUAAAACUGGAAUUUACCUCAAAACGUCAGGUUCAAUCAUAAGAGAUUUCAACUUAACAAUGAAGAACGUGGUCAUCCGUAACACACGUGGUAGUGGAGCUGUGUAUAUCAAUGGAGUUAGUAGUCACACAAAUGUCCAGCUUCGUGGUUGUGAAAUUUCAGAAUACUCAUCAUAUGCUAUUUAUGCGUACAUUAGCUAUGGUAUGUUUGAGCUUGGAAACAGCAUCAUCAAAAGAACUAUCAACCGAUAUGGUUUUGGUGUGCAAUACCAAACCAUGUGGACCAAUUACGGAUCAAGAACUAUUUCAAUAUACAAUAAUACAUUUAUUCAACACAAUUCUUACUACGAUUACGGAAUGGUUUCUAUUAAUACACAGGCUUCAAGAUCCGGUUUUGAAAAGGCCUCAUUUAUAGAAAUUGCCAACAACACAUUUCGAUCAACAUAUCAAUCAGAGCAAACAUCUGCUAUGGUACUAUCAAAUAUCAAUUAUUUCUCUUCAAUCAUGAUAGAGGGAAACAUUAUACAUAGUAUGGGUCGUGUAGCGUGUGACAUUGGAUUGAAAGCCGGAAUUGGAACCGUUGAUGUUACUGGUAACGUAAUUUCCGAGAGUAACGGAGCUUUAUCUCUGACAUCUGACUUCACAAGUGGCACGAAAAUCAUGAAUAAUCGGUUCCUCUAUAACUUUGGAAGCGACAAUGUCAUAAUUAAUCCCAGCACAGUGAAUAACUGUACUAUCAGUUACAACGUCUUCUUGAAUAACAGCAACAACGCUCUUACCCUCCAAGGAUUCCAAUCUGGCACAUUGUUGAACUACAACUUGUUUGAUAACUUUCUUGGAGAACAUAGUUACAACGUAAAGGUAAGUUCUCCAAAAGGCAGCUAUGAUAUAAAUUCUAAGUUCAACUGGUGGGGCAGUAAAGAGCAGUCACAAAUAUCGGCAAGCAUAUAUGACAACAAGAGAGACCCUUCCGUUGGUGUAUUAGACAUUCGUCCGUAUCUUCUCUCACAUAAUUACUCUGACGUGUCAAUUGAAGAAGACUUUUUUAGACAAGAUGGAAGUAUUGGAGGGGAAAUUACGGGGAACGUAACUCUCAGAUGUGAUGACAGUCCAUAUAACGUCGCGUCAGACAUUGUAGUUAUGGAGGAGGCUUCUUUGCUUAUUGAACCAUGUGUUGUACUCAGAUUUUCUGAGAACAUUGGUAUUAGAGUAAAAGAUUUAGUUGCAAACGAAGGAGGACAACUUCGAUUGGUAGGUGGAACUACAUCGGGGAGACUUGAAGUAUUCUAUAAUGGCCAGUGGGGAUCUGUAUGUGACGAUUGGUUUGAUAUAAACGAUGCUAAGGUUGCCUGUAGACAUCUAGGUAUGAGGGAAGAGGGAGCAACUUUCAGAACAGUUGGUGGUGGUACUGGCCCUAUAUGGUUAGAUGACAUGGAUUGUGACGGAGAACCUAAACCAUCUACUGUUCGUCAUGUUAACAUAACUGGAUCAAAAUAUGGCAUGCUGAUAAACGAUGUCCCAAUUGAAGCUUAUAAUGUGCACAUUGAAGACGUUGGCACUGGACUCUACUUUGAAGAAAAUAGUUUUGGAAGUAGUAUGAUUUUUCGUGAUAGCAGGAUAAGUCAGACAACGGAGAAUGGCAUACAUAUAAAGUCUCAGACUUUACGAUAUCUCGAUAUGACAGGUAGUGUUGUUGACAGGGCUGGUAUGAGUGGUGUACAUUUGGGGAAAAAUGGUGUGAGACUGAUCUUUAGCAAUGGAACGAUAUCUCAUUCAGCUUAUUAUGGGAUCCAAGCAGCUUAUAGUGCGUUUGUGUUAAUGGAUGGUGUAACAUUUGACUCAAAUAAUUGGAAUGGUGCUUACUUCCAGUAUCCGUUAAAUCUGUCCUUUAUAAACUGUAUAUUCAGGAAUACGCAUGGGCAAAAUACAUAUGCAAUUUACGUUGAAGGUAUGGGUAAAAGCUAUGCUGGCUCUUCCCGGUCGCAAGUUACUAUGACAAUUCAAGAUUCUGUGUUUGAGGAAAAUUCACGACAUGCUGUAAAAGUAACUACUGCAACGCAUUAUAAUGAUUUUAAUCUGUUGAUCAACAUCCAAAAUAAUAUAUUUCGCAACAACAGUGACACUCUUAUGGGUCUUGAUUUACAUAAAGGAACUGAUGUUUACAUUCAACGUAAUACAAUAAAAUACAAUAAAGGGUCUUCCAAUCUUAUAGAUUUACAUCCAAUAUAUUAUCAAUACGAUUACCGGACAGUCAAAAGUGACGUCCACAUCGUCGGCAAUGAGUUCUCGAGAAACAAAGGUCUAACAAUGGUUUACCUACACCCAGACAACGCAGUAAAUAAUCGAGGCACACUAACUGAUAACGUAUUCACUGAUAACGUUGCAUCGCAUGGCAUUAUACGGACAACGUCCGGGAAUUAUUCGAUGCAUUACAAUAUACUAGAGAACCCGUCGAGCGUUUAUGAGCUUUAUGUCGCAUAUAAUGGCGAUGACAUCAUAAAUGCUACGUACAACUGGUGGGGAAGUGCAGUAGAAGCAUAUGCUGAUGAACGCAUAUUUGAUAAAAAAGAUGCUAUUAAUGCUGCAGAGGUAGUUUACGUUCAAAUGUUAUCAGGAAAAGUAUUUACAUGCUUUGCUGUGAACAACUGUUCUAACCAUGGUGAAUGUGUUAGGCCUGAUAGAUGUCGUUGUGCAGAUGGCUGGCAGGGGGCAGAAUGUAAUCAGGUUUCAUGUGAACAGGUCUCUGAUUGUUAUGGUAAUGGCAAUUGUGUUGGACCAAAUGUUUGCGAAUGCACUGGGGGUUGGACUGGAGAGACCUGUGCAGAUGCAACAUGCUACAAUGUAAACAAUUGUUCAGGAAGAGGAUACUGUUUGCAACCAGACACAUGUUCAUGUUUUUCUUCCUAUGCGGGGAAUGACUGCUCACAAUGCCAAGAUUUGUAUUGGGGUCAGGAUUGCGAGCCAUGCCCGCCAUGCGUCAAUGGAUACUGCGACGAAAUAUCAGGUGGAUGCACAUGCUCAUCAAUUAAGUGGGCCGGGGAGCUAUGCAAUGAGUGCAACAGAACAUUCUAUGGGCCUUACUGUUUACCUCUGCCAACAGUUCUCUUUGUUGCCCCGUCAACAGGGCCUGAUAUAGGUGGCACUCUGGUCAACGUAUUCGGGCAUAAUUUUGAGAACAGUAGUGAUGGUCAGUAUAGAUGCCGUUUCGGUAAUAUCGAUGUUAUUGCUCAGUGGCUAUCACGUGAUCAUGUGCGAUGUAUUAGUCCAAAGCAAGUUGGCUUAGUUGCUGUCAAUGUUGGACAACCAGGAGGCGAAUUGACAAAUGAGAGAGUUACAUUCAAGUAUCAUCCUACAUGUCCUAGCAGUGCUUGUGGACGAAAUGAAACACCACCUCAUGGAAUUUGUUUGUUUGGACAAUGUUCAUGUAUUCUACCCUGGGAAGGAGAGUUGUGUCAGGAUAUAGUAAUUGCGCCAUUGUUUGAAGAGGUUGAUCUCACUUCCGUCCGAGAAGGAAGGAGAUUUGAAGCUCAAAUGGAAAUAAAACAGGGAACUAGACCAGUAACAUGGCAGCUGUUAAAUGGGCCUUCGGGAUUAUCUCUUGAUCCAAGAUCCGGUGUAUUGGUUUGGCCAAGAACUUUGGCACAGAAGAAACCUUAUAAUGUUCGCCUGCGUGUAGAAAAUGUUAUUGGUUCAGAUAUCUACACCUUUCAGCUGAGCGUCCCAUUAAGCUACAACGUCACAGUGACGUCAUUGUCUGUCAGUGGUAUUUUGUCACAACCUUCGGAAGUUUACAUUUAUGGUUACGUUGACCUCUUUGAGGAGAAAUGGGAAAAUAAAAGAGGAACAGUUCUGGUGCACAUUUGUGUAAUAAACAAUGGAAGAACUCGUAAAAUACCGGCACUAACCGAUCUAGUAGACAGAGGGCGCUAUGCAGCAGUAUACUACCCGAAUCCUGCAGACAGUGGCAUAUUCGAAGUUGGUGCUCAACACCCAUCUGAAGACAGGUGUGAUACCCAAGCUCAUUGGACAGUGUUGGGAAUGCAAGUGCAGCCUGCUUAUGCGUAUCACAGAAGAUUUUUAGAUGAUAGCAAAUUGACUGAAGUGGCCAAGCUGGUUAAUACCGGAUCUCUACCAUUAUACAACAUAUCAGUUCAGUUGAGAGGAUUUGGACCGCCCCUUACAAGUCUUAUUGUCAAACCGAGCAACAAGACGACUGCUAGCAAUACAAUAUUUCUUUCUGUGCUAGCCGCUGGUCAAAAUGUGCCAUUCGACAUCGAAGUAGAUGCAAAUGAGUCUUUGCGAGGGAGAAUUGGCAUUAUAUUUACUUCCCAGUCUGGGACAGUCGCUGUAUACUGGUUAAAUUUAAGGCUCGAUGUAAGGACACCGUUGCUUAGAGCGAACCCCAACUUCCUCUCUACAAGUGUGAAUAGAGGGGAGCAAAAGAGUUUUGAGAUUGAUAUAAGUAACGAGGGAAUUAUUUCUGCUCGUGAUGUAAGAGUUCAACUAAGUGGCGACCCUUUAAUAUCUCUAAUCUCCUUCUAUCCUGAAACAGAAAAUUCCACCGUCAACCAAGAUGGAACAUUCACAAUUCCUGCUUCAACAAAAGCGACGCUGUCUUUAUCGAUUACCGUACCUCCAACAGAAUCCAUCGGAGACCGACGUGGUUCAAUGAUAGUUCGAUCAAAACUAACGGAGGCUGUAAUUCGAUAUAAAAUCCUUAUCACGUCUAGUAAUAAAGUUGAUUUGAGAAUACGAGUAGAAGAUGAAUAUACAUAUUACACUGAUGGUGACCCGUUGGUUGUGGGAGCUAAAGUAAAGCUAAGGAAUCCACAAAAGGGAAACGUUAUUGAAACCUACACGACCUCAAACAGCACAGAGCUGCUGUUUGAUGAUCUUGAAGAGGCAUACUACACUUUGCAAGUGAGUGCAGACAGACAUACGUCAUACAGUGCUGUCAUUCUGGCAUCUCAAGCCAACCCAAAUGUGACAGUUUUCCUACAGAGAACGGCAGUGAAGUAUAGCUGGACUGUGACUCCUGUUACGUACGAAGACAAAUACAUUAUCACGUUAGAUUCAACUUUUGAAACCAAGGUACCAAUGCCAGUUGUUACAAUCGAACCACGACAGAUAGAUCUAACUGCUUUGGAAGAGGGGGAAAAAGAUGAAAUUGUAUUUACGAUAACGAACCAUGGAUUGAUACGAGCACAAAACCUUAGAUUUGCACUUCCAUACAAUCAUCCUACACUUGAUUUCAAACAGACAGUUACCAACAUCGGCGACAUCGAGGCCAACACAACUCUUAUAGUUCCAAUAAAGAUUCAUGAGAAACCAAGACAGAAAAGGAACUUUCUCUUGUGCUUAGCCUUUGGAAUUAAAUUGUUCUGGGACUACUUGUGUGGUGUUCUCAGGACGAAUAAUCUUGAUGUCAUGCUGCAGCGUCGCCAAGAGAUGUCUCGUAUUCCACCUAAUGUAUGUGGAAGCGACAAAGUACCAGAAAGAGGGGGUGGCUAUAUAGGAGGUGGAGGAGUUCCUGGAAGAUCAACUGUUUCUACCAGCGUACGUAACUAUGAAGCUGUAACACCAAUGUCAUGUGACUGUGCCCUAAAACUAAUUACUGACUGCCUGCUACCAAUGUCGCCGGGAUUUGGACCAUUCUAUUCCCUUGGACGAAAGGCAUAUGCACUAGGAGAGGCCAUUGCUAGUGACAAACGUAAGCGUCGAGAUCUUUAUGGAGAAACAGUACAUGCACAUGACUAUUACUAUCCAUUAACGCGACAAAAAAGAAAGAAAAGAGAUAUUGUCGAUGUGGCAGAUGCUGCUGCAUCAAUUAGUUCAAAGUAUGGUUGUGCCAAAGCAAUAGGAGAGGCUGCAGGCUUGACAAAUACAGGCGCUGAUAUCGACACGAUUGCUUCUUAUAUUGAACCACACGAAGGGAUCAGAACCACAGCUUAUGAAGACUCUAAAUCAUUUGUCACGGUUGGGAUAGGGUUCAAUAUGGAAAGAGAUGGCGCAAGAGAAGAUUGGAAAAAGCAUCUUCCCGAUGUUGAUUUUGAUAAGGUCUUUAAAAAAGAAUUAAGCCUGACUGAUCCUCAAGCCAGAAAGCUGUUUCAGGGUGAUUUAAACGAGAAAUACAUACCAACUGCAAAACGGCUCAUAAAUGACUUUGAAAGAAUGCCCAGUGAGCUCCAGGGAGCUAUAGUAGACGCUUUAUACAGGGGUGAUUUAGGCCCAAAGACUCAGGACCUGAUCAACCAAAAGAAGUGGAAAGAAGCGGGGGAGGAGUAUAUCGAUCACGGUGACUAUAGAAAAGCUUUGCAAGGCGUAGAAGGCUAUCGUGGUAUCAAAACUAGAAUGGAUGAGAACAAGGGAAUAUUUCAGAAACAAGGUGAACCAGCUGCGGGAGAAAGCAUUGUGAACAAUGCCCUUAAGAUCGGAGGUGAUUGCUUACCUGGUGCUAUUGGACAAUCCGUAGGCUGUUUACAUGUCGCCACUACUGAGUGUCCGAAAUUGAAUGAUGCCGAAGCGACAGAAGGUGGAACUAGAAGAAGACGUUCACCAAUUGAGGAUGUGCAUGUCAAUAUGGCGAAAGUUAAUUCCAUAGUUUAUGAUAUGUAUCAACUUUCCUACCAUUUGUAUGGAAACAUAGAAAUGUUCAAUCUUGGUCUUGGACUAUGGUAUCAAAAGUUCGAAGAGAGUAUAUCUGACAACAGUGACCUAGGAACAUCUUUAUCGUUAAACGAAUCGUCGAAUGUAUUACAAUACAUCAAUGAGACACAUCAUAUGUUGGUGUCUGGGUUCCUCCGGAGAUGGAACAAUUCUGUUAACUCCUGGAGAAAUGGUGUCAUGGAACCAUCGCCAAAUCUUGAUAUUAUAUCUAAAUCAAUGCUUGAAACCACCAUGCAUAAAUUUAAAGAGGAGCACCAAAAAUCUGUAGAGAGAGGUUUCGAUAACGUGUUUGCUGAGUUUGACAACGCAUACGUGGCUGUUAGGGAUGAGUUUGAAAAUAAAAAGAAAGAAGAUGGCGUAUGUGCUAGAGUGAGAAUACGAAUAGUUCAAGAGGCAGUUCUAACACGAGAUGCAUUUAAUGGAAAGCUUGAGAUUGAAAAUGGCGAGGGAUCUCCUCUAAAACACAUCAAGGUGGAGAUUUACAUCUGGAAAUCACAAGAUGUUAACCAGAAAUAUAUGAUGGAACAUUUUGCCAUAGGUGAUCCAGAAUUAAGUGGUAUUAGUUCAGUGGAUGGUUUUGGAAGUCUGGCUGAGGGAAUUUCUGGAACUGCUGAAUGGUUGAUAAUACCUUACUCAACAGCUGCACCGUCGGAAGAUGUCGUGUACGAUAUUGGUGGUAUGUUCUACUACUCGGUAGAUGGAUCCAAUUUCACGGCCCCUCUGCUUGCUGAUAGUGUAACUGUGAAACCUGACCCACGACUUCAUAUUCAUUACUUUCAUGAGAAAUAUGUAGAGGCUGAUGAUCCAUUUACAGAGCUUGUAGUUGAGCCCUCGAUUCCGUUUAGCUUGGCUGUUAUGAUAACAAAUGUAGGUAAUGGCGUUGCAAAAGCAUUUAAGAUAACUUCAGCUCAACCUAAGAUAAUAGAAAAUGAAAAGGGAUUGUUGGUGUCAUUCAAGAUUAUUGCAGCACAGUUGGGACAUGAAGAUAUAUCACCAUCCUUGACGAUAGACUUUGGCAAUAUUGAGCCUCAUCAAACAAAGACUGCCCGCUGGCUUCUGGAAUGUUCUCUAAAAGGAAAAUUUUUCAACUAUUCUGCCACAUUUGAAAAUAUUAAUCCCCUGGGUGACCCUGAACUUUCGGUGUUAGAUGUACUCGAAUAUCAUGACUUGAUUCACCUGGUUCGAAUGCGAUAUAAUAUGACACAGUCUGAUGACGGGUUCCGGGAUUUCCUUGUUAAUGAUGAACUUGAUGUAUUGGACAUGCCUGAUGUUGUUUACAAUAGCAAGGACCAAUCCAAAGAGCCAGUGUUCGUGAGUCCGAAUGUAACAUAUGAAAGAGUGAACAAACAUUGGUCAGGUAAAGAGUAUAAAUACAUGUACGUCAAUGUCCCUCUUAACUGGAAUUGUACUGAUUGGCUGUAUGUACGUUUUGAGCAUGAUAUUCAACUAGGUGCUGACAGUCACUUACUUCAGGUCACAAGACAUGACAGAAAGGAACUUAUAAGACCCGAAAAUGCAUGGAUGACAUGGCAUGUAGAGGAUUCACUAUUCGGACAUUUGUUUGACCAUUGUCCAUGGGUCCAAGACCAGUUGUUUCACAACUACACAUUUAUUGUUGGUCCCCUCAAUAAGCAUGAUCCAAAAGUGAAUGAGUCAAUCACAUCAAUUGAGGUUAAACUCCCAAUAUAUGACAAACAGUAUAUUUCAACUAUUGUUGCAACUGAUACAGACAGUGAUGGUAUCAAGUUCAGCUUGGUUGAAAAUUCCGUCUACUUCCAAAUUGAUAGUAAAAGUGGUGUAAUCACAGCAGUUCAAUAUAUUGAUUCCUUGGUUGGCGAACAAGCUAUUCACGUUGCAGUUGAAGAUGAUGGGAUUCCACCAAGGAAAAGUAUCAGUGUUAUUGAUGUAAUAUUUGAGACAGUUGUCACGAGUAUGACAACAAGAACUAUGACAUCUCACCAAACAGCCGAAGUUACAAAUGCAAAAAUCUAUACAGAACCAACUACAGUAACAUCUGCUGCUAUUACAGGCAAAGUAUCAAGUACACCUAACUACACAGCCAAAACUACAAAUGCAACAAUCUUUACAGAACCAACUACAGUAACAUCUGCUGCUAUUACAGGCAAAGUAUCAAGUACACCUAACUACACAGCCAAAACUACAAAUGCAACAAUCUUUACAGAACCAACUACAGUAACUUCUGUUAAUACAGAAAAUGGAUCAAGUACACCCGACCACACAGCCGAAACUACAAAUGCAACAAUCUUUACAGAACCAACUUCUACUGCUAAUACAACAACAAGAGCAACAACAUCCAACCACACAGCUGGAACAACGGAUGCUUUAACUACUACAGAACAAACUCCGGUGACAGCUGCUGGUAAUGCAACAGCACGAGCAACAACAUUCGAUCUCAUAAUUGAAACCACAGAUGAUAUGAUCAAUACGGAACGUACUCUGGUUACAUCUGCUGCUAAUACAUCCACAAUAGCAACCACAUCCGAUCAUACAGUUGGUACCACAGACUCAACAACGUUACAUGGUACAACUACCAGUGAUGCAACAGGUACAGCCAAGAGCACAGCUGGUAGUGCAACUGAUAUCCAAAUCAAUACUACAUACUCAGCGACUACAAUUCUUGGCUCUACGUUUGAAGAUACUUAUUCCACAGCAUCUCGAACAAUAACAACCGCAAGACCCAUAGUGACUUCCAGUUCAAUGACUCCCUCCAAAACUACUGGAUUGCUUUCUCUGUUGUUAACGUUGAAUAUGCUUUGGAAGGCCGUGUUUAGUAAUUUCAACGCAACUGAAACAAGCGCCUUGGUGAAUUCAAUACUGUUAUUGGUUCGAGCUGCGUUCAAAGAAAUGGCAAAUAUUCUCAAUAUCACUGUUGAUGGUUUAAGUCCAGGAAGUGUAAAAGUGAAACUAGGGAUUGUGCUAACUGGGAAGGCUGACAAUAAAACGGCAAAUCAAACCAGUGAUGUUUUGAAAAAACACUUGGAGACUGUAAACUACACGAUCGUAGGAGAGAACCAAAAUAUUACUAUCAAAAAUGAUAGUAUUGUUGUUAGCGUAAACCCUUGUCAGAACAUCGACUGUGGUGUAAAUGGAGACUGUGAAUAUGUCGAUCAGAAAACUACUUGCAAGUGUCAUCCAGGCUACCAAGGUCCUACUUGUGGGGACCGUAUGGUUGGAGAAUCGACCAAUAUCAUCAUUAUAAUAGUGUGUGUGGCAGUCGGUGCUUUAUGUAUCAUAGUGAUUGUUGUUGCAUGCUACUUUGCCAUGAAGAGGAGGAAACGAGUCAAAUCGUCUUCUAACACAAAUGAUGAUAAGAAUGUGUUUGGAUACAACUCUACAAUGCUACCUAAACACCAUAGAUUCAAUUCACCACCCCAGUCUGCUGAAUUAAGAUCCAGCUGGAUGGGUCGCCUCUGGGUGGACGAAACAGAUGAUCAGCGAUGA
Owenia fusiformis is the source of this 13008-nucleotide messenger RNA. Lineage: Eukaryota; Metazoa; Annelida; Polychaeta; Sabellida; Oweniidae. The record is from the annotation of a GenBank genome assembly.